Paraphaeosphaeria sporulosa is the source of this 522-nucleotide messenger RNA. RefSeq lists its product as uncharacterized. The annotation marks the transcript as partial. The record is from RefSeq and is a predicted model, not a curated record. The transcript has 2 exons. Lineage: Eukaryota; Fungi; Ascomycota; Dothideomycetes; Pleosporales; Didymosphaeriaceae.
UGGACAUACAACCUAAAAUUUGAUAACAUGACUGGCAUGCGGAAAAGCGAAUUACUCACUCCACCAAAUCAAAUCGACCUAAUCACGACCUAUCUUCCUGCCAAAAAUUACGAUAGCCUACGUUUCAUAGGUCCUGAUGGAAAUGUGUUCCUGUGGGUUGCCCAUGCCCCGCUGAGCUCCGUGCAUGGAGCCAGAUACGAUGCCCUUCGACAUGCGCUUUUCAUGGCACCUAAGGGCUGCGAUCCACUGUACGGCAAUAUCGUAGCAGAUCAUGCAUACUGGGAUGGCUUUAUCGAUUACUCUGAGUCGACUUGCACCUUCACUCUUGUCAAUCUUCCCGACGAGGCGUUAUACAUCCGCACUUCUGCUGUGGAUCCUGCGCUUAUCUGCGCCACACUGCAGAUUAUGAGAGACUGGGAGUUCCACAUGCUGAGAGUCCAGAGGCAUAGGGACCCAAAUGGUUUCAGGAUUAGUGAAGAUAGAGCACGAGAAGGUGACUUGGGCAGAAUAACUUAUUGGAGA